ACAAAGUAGAAUCUUGAAGCACCGAUCAUGGCUGCAGAAGAUGCUUCAAUUCGCACGCUUGAACACACACCAACAUGGGCACUCGCCACAGUUUGUUUUGUUUUCAUAUCCGUUUCCUGUGUCCUGGAGCACAUUUUUCAUCUCCUCACAAAUUGGCUUAACAGAAGUCGAAGAACUGCUCUUGGCGAGGCAGUGAACAAGCUCAAAUCAGAGUUGAUGUUGUUAGGAUUCAUGUCAUUGAUGCUGGCGGUGACCCAAAAACCUAUUUCUAAAAUCUGCAUACCAGCCAAUCUUGCGAACUCCAUGCUUCCUUGUCGUAAAGAGGUUGCAUCCACACUCACUGCAGUACAAAAUUAUGGAAAUUUUGCCGGUAAUUUUGUUGGGAGUUUGUCUUUAGAGAAUGGUCUGCGUGUUAAGAAUAUUUUAUGGGGACAUAGGAGUUUGUUAGCAGAUGAUGACGGUGUAAAUAUUUCCGAUGAUCCUUGCAGUUCAAAAGGAAAGGUUUCUUUAAUAUCCGAAAAAGGGAUCCAGCAGCUUCACAAAUUCAUUUUUGUGCUAGCAGUUAUGCAUAUUGUAUAUGGUGUUCUAACCAUGGCUCUGGGCUGGACCAAGAUGAGGCGGUGGGAAGCUUGGGAGAAGGAAAGUCGGACAACUGAAUACCAAGUUGCAAAUGAUCCAAAUCGAUUUAGACUUACAAGACAAACAACAUUCGGAAGACGGCACAUAGAGACUUGGACAAAAAUAUCACCCCUCCUAUGGAUGAUAGGUUUCCUCAGACAGUUUUUUAAUUCGGUAGCAAAAGUUGAUUAUCUCACCUUGAGACAUGGUUUUAUCUCGGCUCACUUGUCAACCAGGAACGUCAACCAUUUCAAUUUCCAAGAAUACAUACAGCGAUCCUUAGACGACGAUUUCAAGGCCGUUGUUAGCAUUAGUCCUUUAAAGUGGUUUUUGGUGGUAAUUUUCUUGCUGCUGGACGUACAUGGUUGGAAUGUAUAUCACUGGAUUUCCUAUGUUCCACUCGUGAUUGUGCUGGUCGUGGGAGCCAAACUUGAGGUGAUUGUUGCAAAAAUGGCUUUCCGAAUCGAUGAUCAAAACUGUGUGAGCAGAGGAACCCCUCUUGUUCAACCAAAUGAUAAUCUCUUUUGGUUCGGUCAACCAAGAUUUGUUCUUGUUCUUAUCCAUUUUGUUCUGUUUGUGAAUGCAUUUGAGCUUGCCUUCUUCAUUUGGGUUGCUAUACAAUUUGGGCUUGAAUUAUGUUACCAUGAGAACACUGCAUUUAUUGUCGCACGGGUCGUGUUAGCGUAAGAUUCUCUUUUGACAUAAU
Molecule: messenger RNA, 1324 nt
Organism: Populus euphratica (Euphrates poplar)
Lineage: Eukaryota; Viridiplantae; Streptophyta; Magnoliopsida; Malpighiales; Salicaceae
Product: MLO-like protein 3
Exons: 13
Coding region: 28-1305 (425 amino acids)
Biological process (GO): defense response
Cellular component (GO): membrane
Source: RefSeq, a predicted model, not a curated record